Scaptodrosophila lebanonensis is the source of this 955-nucleotide messenger RNA. RefSeq lists its product as uncharacterized. The transcript has a single exon. NCBI's taxonomy places the organism in Eukaryota, Metazoa, Arthropoda, Insecta, Diptera, Drosophilidae. The record is from RefSeq and is a predicted model, not a curated record. The coding region runs from base 1 to 855 and encodes 284 amino acids.
AUGUCCGAAAAUGUCAAGUGUGCGGAAAAGAAAGAAAUCAGCAAAAAGAAAGGCUUUAUGUGCAUGAAAAAUGAGGAUGGAGCCGGCAGAUCGCCUAAUCAGCUCGAAUCGCUGCAUGACAUCAGCUCCCUUUCGAGCGAAACUGAGCUCGAGGACCCGAAAUUGAAACAAGUAGAUACCCAUGGCUUAGAACGUGUGGUGCGGAAGGCUCUGGAGCAGUUUAAGGCGGCAGCCACAUUCGAUGACAUCGAUGCCCUCAUGUCGGUGCUCAUGCCGAAGAUAAUCCUCGACUUGCACCCCAUCGAGCAACUGGAGCAGCAAGUGCUGGAUACAAAACAGACACUAAAGUCCUACAUGCAGAAUGCCAAUGCUCUGGAUCAGGAUAUAGCGGACAUAUUUCUAGACUUGCACAACAUCUACAUAAAGCUAGAGCGCCUAGAUAGUCGCAAGCGUAGCAAACAGCAAGCCGAGAAGCUACGAAAACGCGUGAAAGAAGCGGAAGAAUUGCAAAAGAAUUUCAAACACUAUAUAACAAAUGAACGUCCACCCCAGAAAUCGGAAGCAAAAGAUGAACCAGAAUCCACCCUGGCACCCACAAAAGAUAAUGAAUUGAUUCGGAGUAGUGGAGGCCCAAUGCUCGCCGAAUUCAUGCGAAGGCUGACGAUGUCGGAGUCGAACCCCAAACCGAAAGAUAUGGCAGCUGUGCAAAUGGAAAAACACGCAUUUUUGACUAACUUGGUAACGCUUAAGAAAUCAGAGUGUACUUUGGAUCUUAAUCGCUUUAAAACAUAUAAUGAUGAUGCCAUGAAUGGUACUGAACAGAGUCCCAAGGAUCCCGACAAUUCCGAAGAGUGAACAACAAAUUCGCGAUUGCGUGUAAUGCACUAAAAUUUAUCGACAAAGCAAACAAAAACAUUUGAUUUAAACACUACUGAAUAAAUUGAAUUUAAGUUUA